Molecule: messenger RNA, 1743 nt
Organism: Meloidogyne enterolobii
Lineage: Eukaryota; Metazoa; Nematoda; Chromadorea; Rhabditida; Meloidogynidae
Source: the annotation of a GenBank genome assembly
AUGAGCGGAAGAAAUUUCGCUGAUAAACUACUAAUUUUAAUACAUAAUUUACCCCAUUUUGAUUUUCGUUUUAAUCGACUUCGGCAUGAUACUCCUUUCGAUAUUGAUCCAAAUGGAGAAUAUAUGCAGUCCCUCGUUGUGUUCUGCGCUUUUGGACUUGCAUUAGCAUUACUCUUUCUAUUGGCAACAGUAAUUGUUUGGGUAGCUCAAUGUUGCUUUGCACAUCGUUCUAAUGGCCCACAACGAAAUUCUCGUAAACGUAUUGACAGACUUUCAUUAGCUUUGUUUAUUGUCAGCAUUCUUUGUUUUUCACUUAUGGGGGCUUGUUUGUUUGGAAAUGAAAUUUUUAAUAAAAGUGUUCAAAGUUCUCUUGACGGACUUGGACAUUUAAAUGAUGGAUUAAGAAGGGCUGCUAUUCAGACACAAAAACUUAAUCACUCUCAAUGGCAAUUAAGUGAACAUGUUGAUGAAUUAACUAUUUUAAUUGAAAGAAAAAGUAGAGAACACAAAAAUAUUAACCAAACACAAAUUCGAGAGGCCGAUGCUCUUUUAACAGAAUUAUCUGACAAAAUAGAUGAAUUAAAACAACAAUUAACUAGAACUUCGAUUAUUUUAUUCGAUACACACUUUUUAGAUAAUACUAAAAGAAAUGCUGAACGUAUUGAAUUUGAAAGAUGGCUUCUUUGUCUUAUACUUCAAUUAAUUAUGUGUGCAGUGCUUUUUGCGGGGGUUAUUGCAUUUUGUCGUCAAUCCCGAAAAGGGGCCAUAAUAUUUUCUGGCCUUGGUUUAGUUAUAUUUUUGGUUUCUUGGUUACUCUUUUCUGCUGUUUUUCCUUUAACUGUGUCUCAUGCAGAUUUUUGUUCAGAUGGCCGAACAUUUCUUCGAAGUCGUUUAAAUGAUGAACUUCUUGAUUUAACUAAUUUUUAUUCUGAAUGUGCUCCAGAUGAAGGAUUACCUCCAUCAAUACCCUUAACUCUUUUAAGUCAAUUAGCUAAAGAUCAAGCUGGGGCUGAACAACGUUUGGGGACUUUAUUGGCAAGAAUGUUUGAAAAAGAAAAAGAAAUUGAUAAAAAAGAAAAUGAUAAAGCUUUUGAUUCUAUUUUGCAAUUAACACAAUCUGAAAUAAUUUCUUCCUCAAAACACUUGGGAGCUUUACAUUUUGCUUUACAAUGUGGACAGUUACACAAAGAUGUUUUUACUUUACGUGUUGGAAUGUGCAGACAUGCUUUCCUUGGUUCUGUUCUAAUCUCAGCUGGACUUUUUCUUCUCGGUCUAACACUUUUUGUUUUGUUAUUGUUGGUUGCUAAAUCUUGGUAUAUGUUCUCUAGACUUCCAAACGAUUAUUUAGAAGUCGGCGAAGAAGAUCAAUUUUCACCAAGAAUUCACGAUACAAUGCCUGAUAAUAUUUAUGAUACUAAUUUAUUCAAUCCUCGAGCUCGUCAACAUUUAAGCGGUGGAGUGGAUGGGGGAAAUAAUUCCGACAGAAUGCCUAAUCAAAAUGGAGGUCAACAACAACCAUUAUUAUUGGGAGAAAGACAAAGUUGGCAACAACAAAUGAUGACACACAAUGCAGCUAUAGCUUCAGCACCACCGGCAACAAUUGGCACUUCUGGGGGAACACUUAGAGGGACUUUAACUAGGAAUGGAGGUUUGCGUGUUCAUUCUGCCAAUUAUCAACAAAUGAAUGGGGCAGGGGGAGGAGGCGCAGUUUAUGGACGUUUUCAAGAAUAUGGAGAUGCCUGA